Torulaspora globosa is the source of this 1989-nucleotide messenger RNA. It is a transcript of the gene REC8, whose product is annotated as Rec8p. The transcript has a single exon. Gene Ontology annotation, molecular function: protein binding; chromatin binding. Bases 1 to 1989 code for a protein of 662 amino acids. NCBI's taxonomy places the organism in Eukaryota, Fungi, Ascomycota, Saccharomycetes, Saccharomycetales, Saccharomycetaceae. The record is from RefSeq and is a predicted model, not a curated record. Gene Ontology annotation, cellular component: cohesin complex; synaptonemal complex. Gene Ontology annotation, biological process: replication-born double-strand break repair via sister chromatid exchange; mitotic sister chromatid cohesion; meiotic sister chromatid cohesion.
AUGUCGAAUAUUGCAUCGUUGGCUCAUUAUUCCAACAAUGCUGAAGUGAUUACAAACCCAGCAUAUAAAGGUGUUACAACGGUCUGGCUACUUUCAACAUUGGGUUCGACGCGUCAGCUCAAUAUAAGCAGUUCAGAGGGCAACUCCUUCUCUUCAAUACUGAAGAAAAGGGAUAUUAUUAGCGUUUCGAUCCCAAAUACUUGUGAAGUAAUUCGAGAGAAUAACUUAGAUUUGCCGCUGAGGUAUGUCUCCAAUCUAAUGUACGGGGUUGCUAUAUGUUAUCAUCGGAAAACAGAAUAUGUUCUCAACGACCUGACGAACCUGUUGACACAAGUUCAACGAAAGUUCUACGUGGUUUCCUCUUCUCGAAAAAAGUAUGAUAAUAAAUCGAAACAUGUUGCAACAAUCUUUGACGCUGAAGAGACAGACGCGGUGAAUGGCCUCUUGAAUGAUGACCCGCUGUUCGAUAUCAACCAAAUCAAUUCUAUUGCGGCCAUCCUUGAGCCUAGUGAUGAUCAAGCCAUCUCAGAAGCCAUGAUCAUUAGAAGACAGGAUUAUCUAAACGAACUGACUAACGCGAACGACUACGACGAACUGAGAAACCCAAAGAACUCUACCGAGUACUUACGCCGGCCUGUGACGCUGGACGACAUUCCGAUCGACGUCGAUUUCAAUUUUGAGCUCGAUGACACGAUUAAUCAAGAAGGUACAUCGUGUCACUCAAAAAUCUCUGCUGGAUGUAGCGAUUCGGAUCUAGAGCUGAAUUAUAGGGACCAUGAUUUCAAGCUGAAUUUCGAUGAAAAUGCUCGGAUGUUGCCUGAUGAGACAGGAAUUGAUUUAGGAGUCGAUCAGCUUGAUGAUGAAGAAGCGUCAUUCGAGGAUGAGAACACUGAUGCGCCAAAUGGUUUACCGCCGCUCAAAAGGCCUGAGAAUGGCAGGCUAAGCAAAAGCUUUUACGAAACAAUCCAAAUUGAUGGGCGGACUGGACUGUCGACGGAUACCCUGAGAAACAACCACAACACUUACUGCGAAACUAUGGACUUCAGAAACAGAAAGAAAAGAAAAAUCAGCCCUAUGGCAGAUUCUGGCUGGCAGAGUUUGAUGGGGUUAGACGACGCACCUCACUUUAUGAAGAACUGCUGGACUAUAUUAUUUUGUGCUCCUGACCAAGCAGACUUGAGCUUGUUGGGCUCUAAGAGCUCAAUAAGCGGCAGCUAUUCAAUUGAGAGAGGCCGCAGAAGGUCGUGGUUGUUCCACUCGGAGAGACCAUCAAGUAGCGUCUCAAGUGCAGAACUCGGUAGGAGGGCGGUUCCCCCAGGUGAUAUGCCCUCAGAGCCUGUGCAUGAUCUUCUUUUAAAUUUGGAGCAAAUUGAAGAAGAGCUCGCUGAAAACAACUCCACAAGUCAAAGUGAUUUAAUGCAUAUUAAUUUGGAUCUUCCACCCUCUAGUUUUGGUAGGGUUGCAACACACGACAGCGGGGCAGGAAGUGAAUCGAAGGCCUUGAGUAGCGGGAGCCGCGAUUUGGACGUUGUUGAUGAGUUAUAUAGCCAGAUCAGAGGCUACAGGAGGUCUAAUGAGAAGGAGGAAACUGCUACUAUCGUCAGCGCUGGUUCGGCGGCGUAUAGCAGCGAGCAACAGAGCUUAAUUUCAGGCCAGGGAACGUUGAUUUUGGAUUCUCAUACGAGACGAUUUUAUGACUAUAUCAGGGAACGAUCUUCCUAUGUUGGAAAAACAACCUGGUCGCAUCCUCCAUUCAAAAAAAAGUUACUUUUCGAAGACAUUGUUCCCAGCAGUUUAACAACUGAGCUUGAUGCAGAUGGCACAAAACGCGUCAAAGUUACAGAUAAAAAGAUCGCUGCUAGUGCAUUUUUGUCUUUAUUGAAUCUUGCCUCCAGAAACCUUAUCAGCGUUGGAGAGUUCCCCGAUCACGGAAAUGAUGCCAGCCGCUUCGGCUUGAUGAAAGCCGAUGACAUAGUAGUCUAUGCGUGA